Theileria equi strain WA is the source of this 825-nucleotide messenger RNA. Its product is annotated as signal peptide containing protein. The coding region runs from base 1 to 825 and encodes 274 amino acids. The record is from RefSeq and is a predicted model, not a curated record. NCBI's taxonomy places the organism in Eukaryota, Apicomplexa, Aconoidasida, Piroplasmida, Theileriidae. The transcript is spliced from 2 exons.
AUGGCUCAGACAGUUCCAGUCUCGUUGCUUGUCAUUUCACUUACUGUUCUACUGUUUGACCACGCAGUUGCAAGACCAAUAAGAAUGCUGGAUUUAGAUGUAUCUAUGCGUCAUGCGGGCAAAAUUGUGACCUUGUCAUCUAAACGCAUUCCUGGCGGGAUUUACUAUACCAUAUGGUCGAAAUACAAAGAUCACUAUACCAUUGGAUCCGUGCAUGAUGCAGGUGAGAUGCUCGUCGAGAGGGAUGCGAAUGCAACAAGUAGACAAGUUAUUACGGAACUCAGGGAAGACGGAACAAAGUAUGUAGUUGUUUCAACAACGAAAAAUACGCAAUGUGCCAAGGGGAAAACAGUUAAAACCAAAAUUAUUGAGGAGUUUAUAAAGAGACCCACUUAUUUCCGCUAUGUCAAAAUCUUUAGAGUUCCCCUCGAUGUAGAUCUACUGACCCAGGAGAGCAACCACUACAUUAACGUCGAACUCGUAGUAGAUUGGGGAAAGUACAAAAGGGGUGUGGCCAAUGGAACGGCUCCUAUGGAUAGACCAGAAAAUUUGGAAACCCUGCCCAUGAAAUUUACUGUUCAGGAAGACAUGCAAGACGACGCCGUCAUUGGCAGAGUAACUUUUGGUGACUACGUCAUAGACGAUGAAACAGAGGGGCUAAUUGAGAGAAGUGUGGUAUGGAAAAAAGGAAUAGAGGAUCCUAGGAUAACAGUCAUCUCAAAAUACGCCUACGGGGUAGAGAAGAUAGUAAACUACAAGCUUGGCAAUGAAGGAUUUAACGUUUACACUUCCGAAGAAAAAUCUAUUGAUCUUUCUAGGGCAUGA